CCGCAAUUUUUUAUAUCUCCAACAAUAAUAAUGUAAAAAGAAUCAAACCGCGGUUGUUCUUUUUCUUCACGCGCGUGUCUUUUUGAGCAAAUGCGCUAAUACUUAUCAAUACUCACGCUUAAAAAUAAAGUUGUUUUUUAACGAAACUUUUACUAUUUCUCCAAAUUUGUGUGAACCGUGCCUGGUUGCACAUAAAAUAAUUAUAUUGUUGCUGAACACUGACAUAAUAAUGUGUAUUUCAUUAAAAUAGAUUUUUAUUUGAGGAUAUGAAAUCCAAUAAGGAUUUGAAAUUAUAUUUGCCAAAUUCAUUCAUAAUAUACUACUUCGCGUCGAAAAAUGGGUUAACCAACGAUUUUUGACCAACUUCGCCGCGUCGCGACUCGCUUCGCUAUAGUGCGCAAUCUAUACCCUCCGCCAUAUUCAUUAUGCGCACUAUUGAGAAUCGAGUUGCGACUCCGCGAAGUUAAUUAAAAAUCAAACUGUUUAGCCCAUUUUUCAACCUGAAUCAGUAUAUUUAUUUUCAUUGUUAUUGAUAUGUCAGCUAAGCCCUAGUCGUAAAUUCCUCUUGAAAAACGGGAGCCCUGCACCACCGACAUUGUUGUCAACUUGUCACCGUCGUCGAUUUAAUACUACAUUUAUCUUCACACGUGUUAACAAAUUGCCUGACACGGAAGUUUUUUGUGCAAAUGGCGAAAUCGAAGAAAAAGGUUGUGAUUUCAGCAGCGGUUAAGCAGACCGCAUCGAAAAAAGUACAUCGAAGUGUUCGGAAAGAAGCUAAAUCGAAAAAUCUUGAUUUUUUGCUCGCUCCUCAUCAGAACAAAAAUGUCGACACAGGAAUUCAAGAGAUAAGCCCCGAAAAGCCUUCAACUUCCACAGCAGUUCCGCAGCAACAUCGCAGUGGCAAGCGACCGGUGGAAUUGUCUGUCCGCAGUCAUUCCGGUUAUUUGGUCCGCAACAAGGAGAACACGCACUGUCAACAGGAUGAUGGAGUAUCACCUCCAUCUGCUAAACGAUGUGCCAUCCGUGUACCGGUCAUUUAUCUCGAAAAACAAAAUCUGCAGCGCGGAAAUAAGAGAUCAACACUGCUCCGUGGCAGCCUGUCGGAUGGAGAGAACGAUGAAGAGCACUUCGAGUCGAAUGCGGAUGAAAACUACCACAAAAUGCCGUGCGUGGGCCGUUCAAAGGAUCCCUCAGAAGCUGUUAAAAAGUUUAGCCAGGAGUUGACAUCCACUAAUCAGGUGAAAUCAACAACAGCAUCGCAGGUAGAGGGCCGUGAAAAGAGACCGGCAGCAAUAUCAGUCACCAGUUCCAUUGACCAGACCGAGGACGAUUUUCACCAACAACAAGACGUACACAAAACGCCAUCAUUCGCUCUUCCUGCAAAACGGUUGGCAUUCCGAGCACCCUUGAUUGAUUUUCCAACAGAUGGAAAUCUACAGUUUCUCCAAGAUUGGCUGUCAGAAGAAGAAGACGAAAGUGAGAGCUGUGAAUCGGAAACACAAAAUGCGUGUGAAACAGACGACGACCUUGAAGACCGUCCUAAGAAUCUAUCAAAGACUGGUGCGGUUAAGGUAAAACAACAAAAGUCGGGCCAGAAGCAAACAUCCGGAAAACAGGUAGGAGUAACAGCAGUUCCGCAGCAACAGUUCGCCGCAAAACAACAGGCAGCAAAAUCAAUCCGCCAUCAGUCUGGUUCCUUUGUUCAGAUCAAGGAAAGUAUGCUCCGUCAACAAGCUCCAUCUACAAUACGAUGUGCCGUUCGAGAGCCGUUGAUUGAUUUGCCAACAAUCGAAAAGCUGCCGUUAAAUGAUGUAAUGCAUCCACCAUCACCCACAGCUAUCGGAUAUAUUCAGCCAAAUCCACUAGUCGAGGCAGACACCGAUUUCCGCUGUGUUUGCGGACAGCAGGCUAAGAUCGAUCAGCUUAUCCACCUGAACAAUGCCCUAAUUGCGCAAAAUAAGAAAUUGAAACUUGCUAAUGAGAAAAGCUCACUCCGCUGUCUCACAUUGACGGACGCCCUAAAUGCAAAAGUGUUGGGAAAGACACAUGACGAAAAGUUCACCGAAUUGCCCGGAUUCCCCGACAAAAAUAAGUUGAAGAAAUUUUCUGAAACUGCUGGGAGCCGCGACUACAUUUUUGUCAAGCUAUUGCUGAUGGAAAUCUUCACGGAUGGUCUGAAAAACAUGACACUCACGGGUCGUGUAACAAACAAUCCAAAUGGUCGGAAAGGAGGUGAGCGGAUUCAAAACGAGUUGCCGGAAAAAGUUCGCCUCGAUCCUGAGAAAGUUAAAUACAUCGAAGAGCGAUUUGUUGAGCACCGAGUUUAUCAAGGGGAAACCCCGGCCGUCGCUGGAGUUAAGGUUAAACAAUGUCGCGAGCUGAUCGCACGCGUUCUGAUUUACUAUGGUAAGAAAUAAUUUGUCACCGAUUCAAUGUUUUAAUACAAUUCAGAAGUUGAAUUUCAAAGAAAUUUAAGAUUAAUUUUUGACGAAGUUUUUGUUUGCUUUUUGUACUAGCACAAUUUAAAAUCUAUAUUGCUGUUCAUAAGAUCAUUUAUGAAAACCCUCA
This is a messenger RNA of Aedes aegypti (yellow fever mosquito), 2568 nucleotides long. RefSeq lists its product as uncharacterized. The transcript is spliced from 4 exons. NCBI's taxonomy places the organism in Eukaryota, Metazoa, Arthropoda, Insecta, Diptera, Culicidae. The record is from RefSeq and is a predicted model, not a curated record. Bases 687 to 2417 code for a protein of 576 amino acids. Gene Ontology annotation, molecular function: DNA binding.